UUUGGCACUGCUUAGCAGUCCAGAGGACAUGAUGGACACAGCAAUGUAUUAUGAAGAGAAAGGAACUCAUGUGGGCCGAGCUGUUAUGCUUUAUCAUGAGGCAGCUCAUGAGUCUAAGGCUUUGAAGCUAACUUUUGCCAGCUUGGAGCUCUGCAGCUGACCUGAAUGAAAACAGUGACCCUGCCCUACUAGCACAGAAAGCUGUGAAAUUGUUGGUGGCUGCCAAAAAGUUUGCUGUUUUUCAAGGUGAGGAUCAUUAUGAACGCCCAUGGAGACUCGUGUUUAUAGAAACCAGACAUAACACACCUCUGACAGCUGCAGAACAUGGACUCGACCAAUAAACAGAGCUCAACUAACCAACUUCAGGAGCAAAUUCACUCUCUGACAGAAGAAAAUGUACAGAUGUGGGAACGAAAUGAAGCGCUGUUUAGUAAGCUUGACUCGGUCCAGAACAAACUGGGCCAGCAGGCUGCGUCAAAAAGCGAGCUGUCAGUCAAACUGGUCCAGUGUGAGGAAGACAAACUGAAGAUAUCAAAAGACCUUGUUGAUGUGCAGAUUGACGCUAAUAAAAUGAGAGAGCGGUAUGAAGCGGAGAUCUUUGAACUGAAAAACAUUGUUCUGUCUCAGGAGGGCACCGCCUCGUCUCUUCAGACAGAGUGUGACCGGCUCAGACAGGAAGUGUCAGCAGCAUCGGCACACUUAGAAGUCAUCGAGCGAAGUGAGCGUGACCUGGCCGAAGAGUACGCCGUGCUAAAGAGCAACUUCCUGUCGCUGAGCAGCGCUUAUGAAAGAGAACACACACACUCAGAGGAGCUCAGCGCCGAGCUGCUCGCCCUCGCGCACACACACGACACGCUCCUGCAAGAGAGAGAGCGCACACACAGACACACGCUGGAGGUGGAGAGGGUUCGAGCGCUGCUCAGCAGGACGUCCCAGAACAGAGUCAGGCCAGAUGAGUUUGAACAGAGCAAAAGCCAACUGGAAAAAAACGGAGUGCAGAGUAACUUGAGAGAUGAGUUCGAGAAACUGAGGAAAAGCUACGAGGUGCACCAACGACGGCUAGAGGAGAAAGUUGUGGCCAUGGGGAGGAAACAGCAGGAGAAUAAGAGAGCCAUUCAAAGCACCCAACAUGAGCUGUCCCAGCAGUCUGCAACGCUGAUUAUUUCUCAACAUCAGCUGAAAGAGGCUGAGGCUGAGGUCUCUAAACUACAAAAUCAUCUGAAGGAGCUCAACAGAGAGUACAGGGCACGACUCACACGCUACAUUCAGGACGUUACAGAGUGUCUAACCGCAGCUGGGGAGGGGGAUUUGGGACAGAAGUUGAAGGGGUUUGUUGAGUCCAUGCUGGAGGAGGUGAAAACAUCCUAUCGCUCCAGAGAGGAACAGCUCACCAAAGCCGUCAGAAUGUACCGCAAACGCAUGCAGGGUCUGAGCAACACGUAUCAACAACUACUCAUUGCUUACAGACUGCAACGUGAGCAGAUCCUGGCACUCCCUGAACACACUUUAGAGGCCGGACCCCCUGAGGCCCACUUCAGUCCCGCGGGGGCCGAACUGAGAGGAGAGACCGAGAGAGAACUACACAGACUGAGAGAGGACAAAGCCCGCCUGGAGAGCCAACUGAAACUGGCUCGAGAACAGGUGUGUGUGUGUGUGUGUGCCAGGGUUGGACUAACUCAAGACGCCUGGAAUGAUGUUCAGAAGCAGAUAAGAGAAAUAACCAGCUCCACACAGGAAGCUCAAGAGAGGGAGCGCGCCCAACUGAUCACAAGGGCGACGGUUGCAGAGGAGCAGGUGUCUGAGCUGAAGGAGUAUGUGGACAAUCACCUGGGCAGGUAUAAACUGGAGAUAAUGCGGCUGCGCAGGCUGCUGGGAUCACAGGAGGGAAGAUCAAAUAGUGCAAGAACCUAUAAGCCCCGCCCACUUCACAAACCACUCAAAAGCAGCAGUUAUGAAAUAUAAUGCAGCAGUGCAUAAGCCCUGCCCACUCCAUAAAUGAAUCAACGUCAGCAGUUUUUAAAUAUAGUGCAGGUCUUCAUAAGCUAUGCUUGCUUCAAAAGUCACUCUAAAAAAGCAGUUAUCAAAUGAUGUGCUGCUAUCUAUAAGCCCCGCCCACUUUACAUGUCACUCACAAACAGCAGUUGUUAAAAUAUAGGACUUAAACCCCGCCCACUUCUGAUGUCACUCAAGAGCAUCAGUUCAGAAAUAUAGUUGGCAGCAGUGCAUAAGCCCCGCCCACUCCACAAAUCAAUCAAAAACAGCAGUUUUUUAAAUACAGUGUAGGACUUAAUAAGCCUUCCUCACCCUGUAAAUCAGUCAGCAACAACAUUUAUGAGAUAUAGUGCAGUACA
Molecule: messenger RNA, 2351 nt
Organism: Carassius carassius (crucian carp)
Lineage: Eukaryota; Metazoa; Chordata; Actinopteri; Cypriniformes; Cyprinidae
Gene: ccdc78
Product: coiled-coil domain containing 78
Exons: 15
Coding region: 325-1962 (545 amino acids)
Cellular component (GO): cytoplasm
Source: RefSeq, a predicted model, not a curated record